Molecule: messenger RNA, 792 nt
Organism: Spirodela intermedia
Lineage: Eukaryota; Viridiplantae; Streptophyta; Magnoliopsida; Alismatales; Araceae
Source: the annotation of a GenBank genome assembly
AUGAAGGAGGGAGAGGAGGAGGACGAGGCGGCGGCGACUUCCCUGUCCACGGUGGCCCUGCGCUUGGUGUUCGCCAACGGGAGCCGCGAGGUCGACGUCGGAGAGGUCGCGAUCGAUCCCGGCCUCGGCUUCCGCAGGCUGCAAUUUCUUGUUUGCGAUCGGAUCGGGGUGCCGGCGGAGCAGAUCUCGCUGUUCCUCGCUCUGCGCAGGAAGGCCAGGUCGUCCCUGGAGGGCGGGAAGAGGACGCCGAUCGACGAGCGCACCGACUUCGCGGCCCUGGUGCGAGAGAAGGACGGCGUCGUCCUGGCGCAGCUGAAGCAGAUGAAGAAGGACCGGCGCGUGAAAACCGGACGGAACCUCGCCAGGGAAGAGGCUCUGUCCGCGCGGGGGAAGAAGUCGCCGCCAUCGUUUCCGGAGAAGACGAUCCUGAGGAGGCCCUCCGAAUUGCCAUCGACGACCGCUGCCGCCGCCCUCCCGGUUCUUGCAGAGAACGGCCAGGGCCUCAUGGGACCGUUCAACUACGAAUCCCUCAGGAACCUCCAGAUACAGAGGGAGAGGUACCUUCUCUCCACCGCCCCCGCCGCCGUUCACCGUCCUUACACGGAGGCUGCGCCGCCACCGCCACCGACCGCCGGCGACGCCGCGGUCGCCGUGUGCGAGCUUUGCUCAUCUGCCAAAGAAACCCCAGUGCCGUUCCACUGCUGCGUCCUCGACGAGGUCGUCGCCGAGGCGUUCCGCUCCCCUGCUGGUCCGAUCCAGAGGCCGCCCCCCAAGGCCCUUCCCCCUUCCUAG